UUUCUAAGUAGCAGAUACGGUCUACUCAGAUUCUUUUGUUUGUGAACCAAGUUAGAUAAGAAAAUAAUGCAAGGUCAUUCAUAAAAAAAGAGUGCAUUUUUAAAAAAAGAGUUAGUUAAUUUGGAAACUUGCAUAUAAACUGUCUUAUGUUUUCAGAGCGCAUUGCAUUUGUUUUGUAGCACUCAUGCUGUUAUAUUAAAGGGAGUUAUCAAUUUGUUUUGGAAUUCGUGUGCAGAAAUUUAAACUCUAUUCAGGGCUGUUAAUUUCUCAGAAAAGUUAGCACAAAUAACUGAGGUUUUUAGAAAAUGAAAAUUAAAGAAAAAAUUCCACAAAGUAUAUCUGUGAAUGCAAGAGUAUGUGUAACAAUUACAUACAAAAUGAAAACAAUAAACUAAGCAAUGAAGUUGUGGACUCUUCAGAAGCUGUGCUUGAAGAAUUUACUUUGAACAAUCCAAAAAGUGUACAAGCAGAUGGAAAGAUUCCUACGAAACGAUUUCGAACUAAUCCUAAACAGCAAAAGGAAGUAAUUGAAGAACUUUUUGAUAAGCAGAAAGCUGUUGUGACUGAAAGAUCAUUUAUGAACUUGAAAGGUAAUAAAAGAUUUAAGAGUGAUGUAUGGAGUUGGUUUGGUGAUAUUAAAUUAUUAAUAAGUCGGAGUGAAGCAAAAAAACUAAAGAUACCUUAUUACAUUAGGUACUGUGGUGGUGAACAGAUGAUGCUUUCAAAAAUGUUUGUAGCUUGCUUUAAAUGUACAGCAUUAUUUAUUCACAAUAGUCAAAAAUCUGGUACUUCCACACUUCGAGCACACAUGAAGGUAUGUUCAAGACCUAAAUCCAGAAGAAAAAGAGGCUCACCAACAAUAAUAUUCUUCCCUAGUAAAACUAACAACACUUUGAAAGACAUUGCAAUAUCUGAUUUUGAAAAACAUUCGACACAAGACCACAUUAUGAAUUUUAUUUUAAGUAGCCUUAGCAAUUUUGAUAUUGUUGAGAAUACAGAAUUUCAAAAUUUACUCCAAAUGUGCAUUACAAUAGGUGCAACUUAUGGUGAUGUAAAUAUUGAAAGUAUGCUCUGCCCUCAAGAAAAACUGAGUGACUUUUUAUUGAAUGAUAUGUAUAUAACUAGUAUAAACCACUUUUAUACAGAAUUUCAAUAUAUAUAUGGAGCAUCCUAUAACAUAAAUGUGUGGGUAGAGGAAAAUAAAAAGCAUUCAUUUAUAAGCUUAAUUUGUUACUAUUCAACAAUUUCUGGUGAAUUGAGGUCAAUUGUUCUACACACUGAUGAGUUUCCAUAUGAAUCUAAAGUAGCAAAUGAUGCUAAAAACUGGUUUAUUUCAUUUAUUCUUAGUCAACCAGUUGUCCCAUUUAAACGAUUGAUAGUAACUGAUAAUCAUUCAAACAUGGUAUUGGCUUUCAGUGAUGAACAGUGUAUUAAAUGCUGUGUUCAGAAUUUGAAUUCUGCAUUGCAAAAAGUUGUUAAAGGAGGAAUGUCAAAUGUACAGCCUACAUACCAGGAUUUUGUAAGUUUAGUAAAUAAAUGCAUUAAUUUAGUUACAAACUUUGGACAACUUUCAAUAGAAUCCAAGUUGUUUGAACCUUUAAAAAUUCCUCCUGAUGAGAAUUGGUCUUCAAUAUUGCAAUUAUUAAAAUCAGUGCAUGAUCAUUAUGAGGAAAUUUUGAGCAUUCUUAAUCAGAGUGGUGAGAUACACUUAUUAUCUUUUGAUAAAUAUGCCAUUACAGAAAUAAUUAAUUUCUUUCGUUUAUUUGAGUCUGCUCUUCUUGAACUUUCUAGCAUUUCUGAACCUACACUGAAUAUUGUUAUACCAUGGAUAAUCAAGUUAAAAAAACAUUGUUUGCCUCAUAGCUCUGAUUCAGCUGCUAUCCAACAUUUAAAAAAAAAAUUAAGUAUUGAAAUAGAUGAACAUUUAACAAAAAAUGUAGGUAUGUUUCAUCGGAUUGCAACCCAGUUAGACCCGAGGUUCAAAAAAUUGAUUUUUUUACCUCGAGAAGAUCAGAUUGCUGCAAAUGUGAAAAUUAAAUGUCUUGUAAAAGAAUGCAUGGAAGCUCCUAUUGUUGAAGACUUUCCUGAAAAUCAGAUACAAAAUAAUUUUUCAAAUUCAUGUGAUCCAAAUCAAGAUGAUUCUAAAAGUGAAAAGUCAGCUCAUAAAGAAUUUGACCGAUAUCUUGCAGAAUCUUUCCAAUUGGUCAAUCAAGAGUUGGAUCACAAUCAAAGUAAAUUUAACCCAUUAAAAUAUUGGGCUCAAAACUGUGAUCGUUACCCAAAUCUUAGCAAAGUUGCAAUGUGGUUGCUGUCAUGUCCUGCAAGCUGUAUUCAGUCUGAUGAUUCAUACGUGGAUAAAAACUGGUUUGUGAACUGUUGCAGGGUACAUCAGAGUCCUGAACAUGUAAAUAAAACAUUAUUUGUUAAAUCAUUUCGGAAGCUUUAAAAUUAUUCAAAUUUUACUAAAUGUAAAUAGUGGUUUUUAUUAUAAAUUUUACAAAAUUA
Messenger RNA from Stegodyphus dumicola, 2505 nucleotides. RefSeq names its product zinc finger protein 618-like. NCBI's taxonomy places the organism in Eukaryota, Metazoa, Arthropoda, Arachnida, Araneae, Eresidae. Gene Ontology annotation, molecular function: protein dimerization activity. The record is from RefSeq and is a predicted model, not a curated record.